UGUGGCGUAAAAUGUGGUUUCAAAAUUUCUCGAAACCUGACAGUUUACAGAAGUGUGCUGAUUUUGCUCAUUGAGGAACCCGUAGAAGCACGAAGAGGCAACAAAAUGCUGAGGUUCUCUGUGUGGCUCUCAUUCGGAGCCCUCGUCUCUUCUAAACUCACAUGUCCUGACAAAAGCACCUGUUCUGACCACGCAACCUGCUGUGAGACCGAGCGGGGAUACAGCUGCUGUGCAUACCCUAAAGCUGUGUGUUGCUCCGACUUGGCCCACUGCUGCCCACAAGGAUUUCACUGCAACCUGACCACUCAAUCGUGUGAGCGAGGCCCGAAAUCAUGGAAGGAUCCGCCAUUACUGACAAGAAAAGCUGCUUUGGAGCCCCAAGUCACCCCACUUUUACCAGUGUCCUACCCCAAGCCCUUGAAAAAGACACCUGUAACAGCUGUAGUAGAGGCCCGUGGUAGCAGGCAGGAGGAUGAAGUUAUUCGCUGCAAUUCUAAGUUCUACUGCCCACAUAGCACAUCUUGCUGCAAAGGACCUUUACCAGGGUCUUGGAACUGCUGCCCCUACCAACUGGGCCAGUGUUGCAUGGAUGGUCUGCACUGCUGUGAAUAUGGAUACAAAUGCAACUUAUUCCCUUUGUCAUGCAAUUCAAGAAACCCCAUGAGUCCACCAUCAAUGCAGCAACAUGCUCAAAAUGACUGAAGCCUACCAUUCAUGGCCUUUUUUAAUCAUCUACAAUCAACAUUUGAUAUAUUUCUAAAAUAAAAAAAAGGUUGUCUCAAUCUAGCAAUCUCAACAACAUGACUCUUAUUACUAUUUCUAAUAGAAUAAUUUAUAUACAGUAAUAAUUUAGUUAAACGGGUGAUGGAUGCUUUUAUUUUUAAGAUAACCGGAAAUGCUCUUUACUAGGCACCACUUCCUCUAACGGAAAUUGACUGCAAUACAGGUUUGCAUAAACGCAUUUAGUUUUGUAUGUAUAAUGCCAGUAAACAUUUUGCUAUGGAUUAUGAAUUUUAAAUACUAAAGGUGAUAUUCUGGGGUUGUUCCUCAAACUGCUGUGUCCUGAACGCAAUGUUUGAUCUGAUGUGAUAGCCAAUGUGCAUGUGCAUUGGCUAUCACAUGUGUCAACGGAGGGCCGGAAGUGCAGGUUUACUCGCCAACCAGUUUCUCCAGCAAGUGAUUUAAUUGAUGAGCUCAUUCCAUCAAAUAGAUGAAUGUGUUGAUCAUCAAACAUGAAAUCCUUUAAAGAAAACUUGCACUUUCUCGACCC
This is a messenger RNA of Doryrhamphus excisus (bluestripe pipefish), 1270 nucleotides long. Its product is annotated as progranulin. Lineage: Eukaryota; Metazoa; Chordata; Actinopteri; Syngnathiformes; Syngnathidae. Gene Ontology annotation, cellular component: extracellular region. The record is from RefSeq and is a predicted model, not a curated record.